UGAUCUGUCAUGUGCGUCACACACAGACAUCGCUGCUGAUCAGGAAACUAAACGCUUUCAUUUUGCUCUGUCUCUAUUCUUUCUCGAUCUCGCGUAAACAACCACUUACAGAAACUUUUCAGUAUGGUUAAAGUUUCUUUUAACAAGGCUCUCGCCUUCAAGGAUCCAAAGAAGGAAAGUCUCAUUCUUGAUGUACAGGAUUCUGAGGCAGCGGUGUUGGUGCGUCCGCAGUCUAAGGUGUGGUGCUGGUGCUUCUGUCUGGGAUUGGCUCUCGUUCUCUCUGGUGUAGUGGUGGGAGGAGCCUUCCUGUAUAGAUACUAUAUGCUUGAGGUUCAGGGGAUCAUGGAUGGCAGAGCGGAUGAGAGGAAGGAUGCACACACCUCUUUGCAAAUGGAGGAUCAGGUGUUUGUCUGUGGGUUGAAGUACUUUGAGGAAGACUAUGAGUUUGCUGAGGAGGUGGAGGUGGAGUUUGAGGCGCCGCUGAUGCUGCUUGAAGAGAAUGUGAGCUUUUUCGAAGACGAUGAGGUGGAGCUCAUCAAAGUACCAGUCCCUGAGUUCAGAGACGGCGAUUCAGCUGGCAUCCUGCAUGACUUCACCAUGGUACAAAAAUGCACACACACACACACACACACACACUCACAUGCACAGUGUUUAGCCAUAACCACCAUUGACAUAUUAUCAGUCAACUGACAUAUUAUCAGCCAC
Sinocyclocheilus rhinocerous is the source of this 705-nucleotide messenger RNA. Its product is annotated as integral membrane protein 2B-like. Lineage: Eukaryota; Metazoa; Chordata; Actinopteri; Cypriniformes; Cyprinidae. Gene Ontology annotation, cellular component: Golgi apparatus; plasma membrane; extracellular exosome. The transcript has 4 exons. The coding region runs from base 124 to 690 and encodes 188 amino acids. Gene Ontology annotation, molecular function: amyloid-beta binding. The record is from RefSeq and is a predicted model, not a curated record. Gene Ontology annotation, biological process: negative regulation of amyloid precursor protein biosynthetic process.